AUGGUAUUGAAGAUGGCAUCAGAAAGGAGAGCAAUGUCAGCUGAGGGGCUGAUCAAUCCUCACCUCACUAUCUCUUUGAUGCUGGACCGAUACAUCCCAGGUUGGAUCAUGCCUAGCCCUUCCUCCUCUUCCCACUUCUCCCUGGGACCUCAAGGAGAGAUCUGCUGCCGCCUGGCGAUUCUGAGGAAAGAGAGAGAGGAAAUUCUCGCCUUUCAAGCAGAUCUGGACAAGGAAAGCAAAGACCUCCUUAAAUUAACAGAAACGGAGAGGCUGAAGACUGUAGAGAAGUUCAGAGAACUGCGCCAGUUCCUGGAAGAACAAGAGAAACGUCUCCUGAAUCAUAUGGAAGAGGUAGAGAAGGAGAUUGUAGGGAGAAGGGAUGAGCAGCUGGCCAGACUCUCCAGGAAACUCUCCUCCCUUAAGAGGAUCAUCCAGGAGAUGGAGGAGAAGCAUCAGCAGCCAGCGAGUGAACUCCUGCAGGAUGUGAGAAGCACCUUGCAGAGGUGGAAGAGUGUUGCCCUUACACUUUAUAUCUUUUUUGCUUCCUCAGAUGCUCUUUUAUGCAGAAAACAGAUUCAGAAAGAUGUCCAGUCAUUCAGAAAUCUCCAGAGAGCAAAUGUCACUCUGGAUCCAGACACAGCCCAUCCCUGGCUCAUCCUGUCGGAGAAUCGGAAAAGCCUGAGAUUGGGAGACAGACCUCAAACCCUGCCUGAUAAUCCUGAGAGAUUCAACAUCUUUUCUUGUUUGUUGGGACGUGAGGGAUUCACAGCAGGCAGACAUUUCUGGGAAGUCAAUGUGGGAAGUGGGGAAGGGUGGGCUGUGGGGGUCGCCAGAAAGUCUGUGGAGAGAAAGGGCAGCUUCUACUUCAGUCCUGAGGUGGGGAUCUGGGCUGUGGGGAAGUGGGAAGGCAUUUACUGGGCCUUCACCUCCCCUGAUUCGUCUCCUCUGUCCCUGAGGGAGAAGCCCAGGAGGAUCCGGGUGACUCUGGACUAUGAAGGGGGACGUGUGUCUUUUUAUGACGCUGACUCAGGAGCCGAACUCUACACGUUCUCAGGAGCCUCGUUCUCUGGAGAGACCCUCCUCCCUUUCUUUCAUCUCUGGAGAGAUAAAACCCACCUCAGUAUCUCCUGAGGAGACUAAAUGUGCCUCUCAGGCCCAGCAGGAGUUUUUCUCCAGACCAGAGUGACUGAUAUAUAAAACAUUUACCCGCCAAGACAACCUUGGGCAGUUUUUCAGGAGGACCUUUGAGAGGAUUCAUUUUCUUUCCUUUCCCCAUAAUUCCCUCUUCAGCUUUGUUGUUGUUUUUGUUUAGUCAUUUAGUCGUGUCCGCCUCUUCAUGACCCCAUAGACCAGAGCACACCAGGCACUCCUGUCUUCCACUGCCUCCCGCAGUUUGGUCAAACUCAUGUUCGUAGCUUCGAGAACACUGUCCAACCAUCUCGUCCUCUGUCGUCCCCUUCUCCUUCUGCCCUCAAUCUUUCCCAACAUCAGGGUCUUUUCCAGGGAGUCUUCUCUUCUCAUGAGGUGGCCAAAGUAUUGGAGCCUCAGGGCUGACUUCCGGUCUGGCGCCAUUGGAAGCCGGAGGGGAAUUUUCGGGCUCCGAGGUUCCCGGCGCCUCAGAGGGGGGGGGGUAGAGCCGCUCGGGCGAAGCGGCCACCCGGAGAACCCCCGAAUUUGGCUUUUUGGGGACGUGGGUACCCAGCUGAGCUCCUUUGAGCUCCGUUUGUCGCCCGACAACCCCCUUUUGGGGGGAUGACGUGCGCAGGCAGAGCGGGAUGGAGCCUUGGGUCUUUUCGCUACCUCUGAGGCGGUAAGCUCCAUGCCGGCGACAACGCGCACUAGAUACCUCCAAAGAAAUAAAUUUGGACUUGUAAGUAAAGAAAUUUUACAAAUUUGGACGGAAUUGGGACACAGGAGGGGAAUUUAAAAGAAAACGGAGGUCGUUUCCCCCCCCCCCUACCGAGGUACCAUCAAGCAAUUGCAGAGCCUGCAGCCAUAACGCUGGAACGGGACUCUGGACUUUGCUAAAAAGCAAUUUGAACCCCUCCCCGGUGGUAGCGGAGCCAAGGGGAGGUGAGUGAUAUUUAAUUUGGAUCUCCGCAAAUUUUGGAUACAAAUAAGAACAAACUCUCCAGUAGCGGGGUGACAGAAGCCUAGAUGUACCGGCCAGCCAAAGAAGGACUUACUCUCGGGCACAACAGCCUAUGCGCCAUAUUGUAAUUUGAGAAGACAAAGGACGGAGAUAGUCAAAAUAACCAGACAUGUUGUGUGAGAAAGAGAUGCAAACUGUGUGGGAAAAAGUGCAAGAGGUGAUGCAGGGAGUUAAAGAAUAUACGAGACUGACAAAGUUAUGCAUUGAAAACCUACGCCAACCCCUCUCCGCUGACAGCACUGACGCACAGACUGAAACUUUAGAAAAUAAAAACUUCAAUUUUUUAAGACAAGAAGACCGAGAGGAGUUACAGACUUCGAACGAAGUGCAGCUGGUGGGAGAGGCUGCACGGAACAUGAGUUACAACAAUAGAACUGUAUCGGAUAGAGACUCCCAGGACCUGUGUCUCCCAGUGAGAGAGGGAGAGCAGGUUCCUGGAAAAAAUAAUCAAGCUGUGCCAAAGACCGAAGUGGAGGCCUGGGUUCAAACCUCCUUAGUGAGAGAUGGGAGGCAAGAACCAGGUGAAGAACAUGUUAACUGGGAGGCUAAGAAAAAGGAACAACUGGACUGGGGAUGGCAGAGGGGUUGGUGGAGCGAAGAAGCUGGGCUGAAGUGGGUGAGAGAUGGAGUGGGUUGAGAGGAAUUGUAAACAAAGGGACGGAUUAAAUGGUUUGGAUUUGGACUGAACACAUGAGCUGAUUGGGAUAUCCAGGGGAAAGUCAUCCGGUGGAGGAGGGGGGACAUUAGGUUUUUAAAAUCGUAAUUGGAGGGAAAGAAUAUUUGUUUUGAUAAGUUAGAAUAAUUUUAGUGAAAAUUUAAGAGGCUAAAGGGUGUAAUUAGAGGCUUAAUUAAAUUGGUAAUGCAGUUUAAAGAAUUGAAUAUGUUAGAAUGCUAAAUUGUAUAUGUUAGAAUAUUUUUUUGGUGAAUAAUUGGAGAGAUUUCAAUUUAAUUAGAAAAUUGCUAAAUAGGGGUUAUAUUUAGGCUCGGGAAGGGAGGAGCGGGGAAGUCAAUGUUAUGAUAAUGUGAUGAAUAAUAGAUUGGUAUUAUUUUCUUCUUUUCCUUUUGUUUUUGCUUUUUGUCUGUUUUUUUUUCUUAGUUAUUUUUGCUUUUUGCUUUUUUCUGCC
Messenger RNA from Zootoca vivipara (common lizard), 3276 nucleotides. The record is from RefSeq and is a predicted model, not a curated record. NCBI's taxonomy places the organism in Eukaryota, Metazoa, Chordata, Lepidosauria, Squamata, Lacertidae.